AUGUUUAAAGAGAUAUUCCACAGUACUAGACAGAACUCCUUUUCGCUCAAUCUACCUAAACUUUGUCCAACAGCACUUUGGAGUCAAACUGCAAUGACUUUUGCUGAUCAAUCAGUAGUUGGUGAACAUCCUGGUAACAUAUUUAUCAAUACAAAUAAUACAAUUUUUGUUGUUCAUCGACAGAGAAAUCAGAUCUUAGUCUGGAAUGAAAAUGAUACUCUGCCAAGUUAUGAUAUUUCAGUCGAAUUCCGGCUUACUAACUCAAUAUUCGUUAGAGAAAAUGGUGAUAUUUAUAUCGGUGAUAGUGACGAGAAUCGACGAGUACAAAGAUGGAUAGCAAGUAAUAAGACAUUUGUCACUGUCAUGAAAGUGGCUUCGGCGUGCUAUGGUCUUUUUAUCGAUGUCAUCGAUAAUUUGUACUGUUCAAUGCAAAACGAGCAUCAAGUGGUGAAAAAGUCAUUACAUGAUCUUGGAUUGGUACCGACUAUUGUUGCUGGAACAGAUAUUCUAGGAAAAGCACCGAAUCAACUCAACCAGCCUCAUGGUAUUUUUGUUGACGUUAAUUUAGAUUUGUAUGUUGCAGAUUGUGAGAAUAAUCGAGUUCAGUUAUUCCGAUUAGGAGGAUCAAAUGGAAUUACAGUUGUGGGUGGUAGUUUAUCAAGUCAAACAACUUUACUUAGUUGUCCUCAUGCAGUUGUAUUAGAUGGUCAGAAAUAUUUAUUUGUUGCAAAUACGAUGGAUCAUGCAAUUGUUGGUGAAGGAUUGCAUGGUUUUCGCUGUAUAGUUGGAUGUUAUACACAUAGCGCAAAACCAAACCAAUUGAGUUUUCGGAUGUCUCUUAGUUUCGAUCGUUCUGGUAAUAUAUUUGUUAGUGAUAAUAAUAAUCAUCGAAUUCAAAAGUUUAGAAUCAUAAAAAGUCCUUGUGAUAUGGCUUUCAGUCGACCUAAAUUUUGUUCGACAGCUAUUUGGCAUCGUAAUGGAUUUACAUUCGCUAAUGAAACAAUACUAGGCUCUAAACCUCGUGCUAUUGCUAUCGAUACAAAUGACUCUGUUUAUUUCAUUCAUUCAGAAAGAAAUGAGCUCUUAAUAUGGCAUAAUGGUGAUCACAAUUCAAUACAAAGAUUUCCUGAUAAUUUCUCUACUCCAGCAUCAAUUACUGUUACAAUAGAUGAUAAUAUUUAUAUUGAUAAUGGUCAACCAAACGGUCGAGUAAUGAAAUGGACACUACAUACACUCACAUUAACUACCGCAACGUAUGUUUUUUCAACAUGUUUUUGUCUCUUUGUCGAUAUUGGUAAUAAUCUCUACUGUUCAUUACACACUCUUCAUCGGAUUGUUAAAACACAAUUAUCUAAUUCUGCUAAGUCAUUACUCACUGUAGCAGGAGCAGACAAUGCAGGAUCUAGUUGCUAUGCACUUGAUCAUCCCAAAGGAAUUUUCGUUGACUAUAAAUUAAAUUUAUACGUGGCAGAUUGUGGAAAUAAUCGAGUUCAAGUAUUUCCACAUGGAAUAUAUAAUGGUAUUACAAUUGUAGGCGGUAGUUUAUCAAAUGAAACAAUUGGUCUUAAUUGUCCAAGUGGAAUUGCAUUAGAUGUUCAGAAUUAUCUAUUCAUUGUGGAUAGUGAUAAUCAUCGUAUUAUUGGUCAAAGUCGGUAUGGUUUUCGAUGUUUAUUGGGUUGUUAUGGGCAGGGUAGUCAUUCGACACAAUUAUCAUUUCCAUCAACUCUUAGUUUUGACCGAGUUGGUAAUAUUUUUGUUUUAGAUCAAGGAAAUAAUCGAAUUCAAAAAUUUCACUAUUUGAAAAACACAUGUGAUACAUCGUCAAUUACUGACACGACGUAUCCGGGUGCACUGAAAAACACGAGCCAAAUAUAUUUACGAAAAUGCAACUCGGAAGAGUUUUAUUACGAGGCUUUUGAGAUCUCUGUAUCAGAGAUUUAUUAUUACACCAUACAAAGUAGUAGUGAUGCCGAUAUUGAUUUAUAUGGUUAUAUUUAUGAGAAUAAUUUCAAUCCACUUGCCCCAGCUGAAAAUUUACUUGCAGAAAAUAAUGAUAUUAGUACAACUCAUCGUCAAUUUAAACUUGACAUUCCUCUUUAUGUCAACACUACAUAUAUAUUAAUAGUAACAACAUCUUCUUCUCAAGUUAUUGGCGAAUUCGUACUUAAUUUCCGGGGUGGGAAAAAUAUCAGUAUCAAACGUCAAAUAAUGCCAGUUAAUUUUCAACAAAAGUAUUCAUCCGAAUUUACUUUUAAAAGUGUAAUGUAUUAUCGAGAUUGUCGAAUACCAAAAUGUUAUUAUGAAAGUUUAGAAAUCAAUGUCAUUACAACAGGUUUAUAUAUUAUACGGAGUGAAAGUGAUAUUCAUAUGUAUGGUUAUAUUUAUGAAAGUGAUUUUAAUCCACUUAAAACCUCAGAAAACUUGCGCUUGCAACAUAAUGGUACAUGUAACAAUUAUCAAUUUAAAUUUAUUACUAAUCUUAAAAAUAAUACAAAAUAUAUAUUAGUUAUAACAACAUUUGAUCCAUAUACGAUGGGAAAGUUUUCGAUUUUCAUAUCUGGUUCAAAUAAUAUUAGCCAUCAUCGUUUUAAUCCAAAAUCGAGUGAUUGUGUGGUUGGCGAUCAAUGUAAUUUUUAUGUUAAAAGUAUUGGUUUAACUUUAGAUGAUAUUUUACAUGAUGAGCUUCGUUCAAAUAAACCUUUAAGUGAUCAAUCAACUUCGAUUAAAUUUAGUGUAACUCUAACAAUAAUUAUGUUCAUUGUUGGCUUAAUUAGUAGUAUUUUAUCUUUUUUAACAUUCAAAAAUAAAACCACACAACAAGUUGGGUGUGGAUUAUAUCUGUUAGCAUCAUCUAUAACUUCACUUUUAACUAUUAGUAUGUUUACAAUCAAAUUUUGGUUUCUUCUUAUUACUCGAAUCAAUGUUCCAAUGAUAAGUUUAACUGUUUUUCAAGGUGGUUGUAAAUUUAUUGAGCCAAUUCUUAAACUUUUGCUCUAUUUGGAUAAUUGGUUUAAUGCUUGUGUUGCUAUUGAACGAGGAUUUCAUAUUUUCAAAGGAAUUAAUGCAAAUAAGAUGAAGAGUAAACAUAUAGCUCGAUGGAUGAUUCUUAUUUUACCAUUUUGUAUUCUGAGUACUCUUAUUCAUGAACCAAUUUUUCUCAAACCAUUUGAAUAUCCAUCAGAAUUGAAUAGGAAUGAAUCAAAUUAUAUUUCUCUGAAUGGACGAAUGUCAGAUCGACCAAUCCAAUGUAUCGCUGAAUAUCCUCGUUCUGUUCAGUAUUAUAAUACGUUUAUUCUAUUUUUUCAUCUUGUAGUUCCAUUUAUUGCUAAUCUUUGUUCCGCUUUAUUUAUAAUCUUUGGUGCUGCUCGACAAAGAUCAAAAAUUAAAAAAAGUCACAAAUAUAUAGAUCAUGUUCGUACACAAUUAAAAGAACAUAAACAGUUGAUUGUCAGUCCUAUUGCUUUACUUGUUUUGUCUUCGCCACGUUUAAUUAUUGCAUUACUACCUGGAUGUGUUAAAAUAUCUGAAAAAUUAUGGCUUUAUCUUUUGGCUUAUUUCAUUUCAUUUAUUCCAUCAAUACUUAUUUUUAUGAUAUUCGUUUUUCCUUCAGAACUUUAUAUGAAGGCAUUUAAACAAUCGUUGAAUAUUAGUUGGUGGAGAAUUCAUUAA
This is a messenger RNA of Adineta ricciae, 3669 nucleotides long. Lineage: Eukaryota; Metazoa; Rotifera; Eurotatoria; Adinetida; Adinetidae. The record is from the annotation of a GenBank genome assembly.